CAGCAGUGCAGUGUACGCGCGCAACCCCGACGCAAGUACAUGUACAGUGAAGCAUGCAGUGCGUGCGUGAUCUGAAUCUGGUGUUAUCUUAUCUCUAUAAAGCUAGUACAAAGUGUACAUUAAUAGCAUGUAGAGCAAGGACAACACAGAUGAUUUGAAGCAUGAAAAGUGAAAGAUUUUAGCACUAAUUGAUAUUAGUACCAAGCCACUCGUCUUCACUUCAUGAACAAUGAAAGUGAUAAUCUUAGCUGGUGGAUAUGGAACUCGUCUUCAGAAAGAUCUGCUGGAGAAUGAUCCAAACCAAGACUAUCAUCAUCUCCUAGGCAUGCCUAAAGCACUGCUUCCUGUUGGUUCAUUACCACUCAUAUCACAUUGGAUGAAGAGUCUACAAGAAUGCGAAGCUGAUAUAGAUGACAUUGUGGUCGUUAGUAACAAGUUUUAUGAAGCCAAUUUCAAAGAGUGGUGCAAAGACUGGCCUGAAGUUAAGCUUAUCUGUGACGGAACAUCAACAAAUGAGACACGUUUAGGAGCUAUUGCUUGUAUUGAGCUUGCAGUGGAUCACCUUGGUCAUCAAGACGACAUCAUAGUCAUUGGAGGAGACACGCUUUUCCUUGACGACUUUAAUUUGUCAUCAGUCAUACAGGAAUUCAAGAGACGUCUGGAGACUCAACCUGAUGCCAAUUUAGUUCUUGCUUGCCCAUGUUCAGAGAAAGACACUGUGAAGGUUGGAAUUCUUGAGACCGAUAGUGACUGUAGAGUUACAGCAUUUCUUGAGAAGCCCAAACCAGAAGAUACUUCAUCCAGAAAUUCAUGUCCGUGCUUCUACAUCUUCUCUAGAGAAAGUCUUCCUCUCAUCCGACAAUUCUUGGAGGAGAAAAAGGACGGGCCAUUGAAAGACAGAGACGCAACAGGACAUUUUGUUAAGUAUUUGUUUUCAAGACUUCCAGUUUACAUCUUUAAUGUAUCAGCGAGGUUUGAUGUUGGUGCACUAGCUUCAUAUAUACCCUGCCAUCAGUUCUUUCUACAACGGCAUUUAUCACAAAACAAACACGAGAAAAGUUGUGACAGAGACAAAGUCAUCAUGGAAGGAGGAAUGAAUAAAUCAGGAUCGGAAAGGUUACCAGCUACCUAUGUCCCUGGAUUCCACAACAAAGAUGCAGUGAAGCGGAUGCAGUAUAACCAAUUAGGAAAUACUGGCAUGGAAGUUUCUGUCAUUGGAUUAGGUGGUUUUCCUUUUGGAAACAUUGCAAUGUCUCUAGAAACAUCUUUGAGUGUCCUAAACAAGGCUCUGCAAAGUGGUAUUAACUACAUUGAUACUGCACCAUGGUAUGGCAAUCGUGUAUCAGAAACUACGAUUGGAAAGGUUCUGAAGGAUAUCCCUCGUGAGGCGUACUACAUUGCUACUAAGGUUGGACGUUACUCGCAAGAAGUUCAAGACAUGUUUGAUUUCUCAGCUGAGAAGACUUUACACAGCGUCGAUGAGAGUUUGCGUCUACUGGGCUUAGACUAUGUCGAUAUUAUACAGGUGCAUGAUCUAGAGUUUGCUCCCAACAUUGAUAUAGUUCUUAACGAGUGUCUACCAGCCUUAGAGAAGGUGAAGAAAGCUGGCAAGGCAAGAUUCAUUGGAAUCACUGGCUAUCCCAUGGAGAUUUAUAGAAAGGUUUUGGAAAGAUCUUCAGUUCACAUUGACACUGCCCUGAGUUAUUGUCACCUUACUAUGCUUGAUACAUCGUUACUGAAGCUACUGCCAUAUUUAAAGGAGAAGAAUGUUGGGAUAAUCAAUGCAGCUCCUAUUGGCAUGGGAUUACUUACCAACAGAGGGCCUCCAUCAUGGCAUCCAGCUUCUACGGACAUCAGAAACGCUUGCCAGAAUGCUGCCCUCUAUUGCCAGUCUAAAGAUAUUAAUAUAUCUAGAUUGGCUGUGCAUUAUUCUCUGUCUCAGAAUGCAGCAGAUAUUACAAUGAUAGGCAUGGAUUCAGUAGACAUUAUUGAUGUGAAUUUGCAACUCCUUAAUGAAUCAUUGACAGAGGCUGAGCAAGAGACUAUGGAUUAUGUCAUUGAUAGGUUCUUUAACCCUUUGGAAACGCAUCACUGGGAAGGAAUUGAGUUGAAGAAAUACUGGGGGAAUUUAAAGGAGCUAGAGAAGGCAAGUUAAGUUUACAUGACCCUUUGGAGAACAUAGCGACUGCAAGUGACUUGUACCAAAAUGCCAUGAGAAGCUGCAAUAUAUGCAGGCGUGCAAGCGGAUGCUACUAAUAUAUGCAGGCGUUCAAGGGGGUGCUAAUAAAAUAUAGUAGGCUUGCAAGUGGGUGCUAAUUCGCAUGUAAGCAAUGCAUACUGUUUUUACUGUGAUCGUUAUACUCAAGUAUGGUGUUUAUGAAUGGGAUUUAUGAGUAGUGAUGACUCUGUUUUAAAUUGCCCUUGCAGUGGAAAGGACCUUGCAUAUCGCUCAGUUCUUAAAUCACACAGCCACAAUUCCCUGCUGGUUUUCAACAGCCCUUGCAGGGUCCUUUCAGCUGUGUGAUGAAGGACUUUGCCUAUGACUCAGUACUAUAUUACAGUCACAACCCUGCUGGUUUUAAAUGGCGGUUAAAGACCUAGAAGUGGCUACUCAUACUCUCUGAUGAGUAAUUGCUAAAUGAUCUUCAUAAUAAUAAUAAUAAUAAUAAUAAUAGCCAUUCGUAAUGCGCCAAAUCAAUCUUAAGAGAUGUUCAAGGGGCAGACUUGACUUUGCAGUGAAGACUAUUUUUGUAAGAUUUCAUAUGUAAUGAUUACCUGAUUGGUUUAGGAGACCAUGCUGUAUUAACUCAAGAUGUUGCACUUUUAAGAGAUAACAAUACAUGUACAUGUACUUAUAAGGUUUAUCACGAAAAGCAAAAUAUCAAGAGAGGGCGCUGUUGAACCUGCACAAAGAUGUAGGCCAUGCGUGCGCACGUUGUGCAUGACAAUAAUUGUGAUAGCAAAUGCCCCGCCUGCCUACCCAUUAUAACGCAUUUCGGUUCUGAAUCGUGAUAAACCUUAUUGCUUUGAUUUAUUAAUGAUUUAUCAGAAAAUUACUUUGCAAAUAAAUUAUUUGUAACAUUAAAGUGAAGUAUUGUGUGUGAAGGGCUUAGCCAAGUUUCAGCAUUCUUGAGCAUGUCUUUGGGGUUCUAUUGGUUUAGUUUGUAACAGAGUAAACGUUUUCAAAGUGCAAGGUUGGAAGAACCCAAGACUUGCAGUCUUUCGUGUUUAGAAAGAUGAUAAAUUAGUUGAAACAACACAUAGUUUCUCAAAAUAAGAAGUGCUGUUCUGUACUUUUCAUCGCUGAUACUUACUAAUAAUCAUGGUGUUAUUUCUAUUGUGUUGAAAAUUCGGCACAUAGUUUUUCAAAUCAAGGCAAACACAGGAGAUGAGUUUAGUUUGAUAAUGCAACCAUUUUAUUUACACAUUGCGCACACAUGACUUACUCACAGGAAUGAUUGUCUUGUCUAUGGAAUGUAAGCUUUUGGGGGUUUAUUAAGUUUACAUGAUUGUUGAUUGAUAUCUUUUACCAAAUAAAAAUUGACAACUUUAAUUGAAUUCAAUGAUCGUUUAAUGUAAAGUGCAUUGGUACGUUUUUUUGUAAUGUGCUGUACAAAAUUUGUUAUAAUUAAAGUAUUAUUAUUUAUGGUCUUUAUACCGAAGGUCAAAAGAAUUAUAAGCUUACUUAAUUUAAUUUAACAAAACAAAUCAUACCAAAGUGUACUUGUCAAUAUUAUUUCAGGAACUGCAAAUUUAGCAUAAAUUUGUUUAGCUGUUAAAGGAUGUUCUGUUAUAUUUAAAUUGUUGUAUAACGGCAGUUAUUCUGAAUCACAAAAAAUUAAGUUUUUAAAAUAUCUCAUGAUAUUUUUCCCAUUUAAAUUGUUUGCUUUGAAUAGUGGAGGACAAAUAAAAUCUUAUUGUAUGUAAUUGGUGCAGGUUCAUUUAUAGGUAUAUGAAGAAUUGCAGAAUUUUAUUUUAUAAAAACAUAAAUUCAAUAAAGAAAUAAUUUAAUCUCACUGAAAGAAAAUAUAUUUUGAAAAUAAUACUCGGCAAUCAAUCAACAUUCCUUCAAUUUUAUUAACCUAAAAAGAACAUCAGUUAUUUGUUAAACCAAUUAUGUGACAAAACCCUGUAUAAAUUUUAAUGAAAUCAAUAUUUAAUGUAUUUUCAUGGUUUG
Asterias rubens (European starfish) is the source of this 4177-nucleotide messenger RNA. RefSeq lists its product as uncharacterized. Gene Ontology annotation, molecular function: L-galactose dehydrogenase activity. Gene Ontology annotation, cellular component: cytosol. The record is from RefSeq and is a predicted model, not a curated record. Gene Ontology annotation, biological process: biosynthetic process. The transcript has 16 exons. Bases 230 to 2155 code for a protein of 641 amino acids. NCBI's taxonomy places the organism in Eukaryota, Metazoa, Echinodermata, Asteroidea, Forcipulatida, Asteriidae.